GACGAAAAAAUGCGUUCAAAACGAAACAGUUGAAACGAAAAAAUGCGUAAUGUUGUUACGAAACUGUCAUCCGUGCCUUCGAUUUUGGUUUAAUCUGCAAAAUUUAGCUUUUUAAAGAAUUUGUUGUAUUUUGUAAUGCUAUUUUAACCAGUAAGAUGCAAGCAUGUGGCACAUAGAACCCUUGUGAAGGAUGUCCAUCAAUAUUACGGUGCAUGCCAAAGGGCAACCCACUUCUUAUUCAGCAGCAGGAGGCAACGAUCCAUUCGCCAGCCUUGAAAGUGUUCGCCAGGCCGACAAUCAGAGACGACGAAAGACACGAUUAGAACAGGUCCGUCAACAGUCCAAGGAACUCGCCGCAAAAGUUCGUAAGAACUUCCAAACUGCCAAAACUAAGCAGCUUGCCUGUGUGCAAAAAGUUAAACAGGACGAACUUAACAACUGGAAACGGAAGCAUAUUGCACAGCUGCAAGCAGAUUACCAAACCUGUCUGGAGGAUGUCGGUGAAGCUCACAAGGCGGCGGAAGCUGCCGAGCAGUGCGAACUUUGGUUUCAGGAACGAAAAGCUGCCCAACAAGCUGCAGCUUUGAUGCGCGGAAAACAGGCGGAGGCAAAGCUAGCUGGAGAAAUUCAAGAUCGUGAAAGUAAAAAGCCGAAAAAGAGAAAGGAGUAUAAACCUUCAAAAUCCGUUGGGGUUCAAGUAUCCGGUCCGAGUGGGGAGACGAAACAAAAUGUGGAGGUUCAGGCGGAUGAGAGCAUUUCGUCUGCUAACACCUUGAGCGCUUUUGAGCAGUUCAAAAGAGGUAGCAAGGUGAAGUUAGUUUCUGGUGCGGAGGGUGUUAUAUCUUCCGAUGAUGAACUGUUGGCGUCAGGUAAAAAUAAAGAGAACAUUACUCCAUCACACAACACUCACACUAAACAAGUGGAAACUAUGUAUUACAACGCAACGUCGUUCACCUCACCGGAUACAUUGCACAAUUUAGCCGCUCAAACAACACGAUCUACCAGGGCUCCGGCGUUGAAACCUUUCACGCAAGUGUCCGACCUUAUCAAAAAGCGUCGAGAUGACAAAUCGCUAAAGUAUCACCUACAGCCAUCGGCAUCACAGCAGACUGCAAAAGAUCUUGGCAGCUACUCUUCCCAGAAAAAUGUUCAGUUCGAUGAUCUCAGUGAAAAUACUCUUUCCUUUCCGACGAGUACAGCACUGGACCGGUCGAUUCUGGAAUCUCCAAGAAAACCAGUUCGCAAGUUGGUUGAACAACCGAAAACACUUUCAACGGGUGGCGUCGUUCAUAGUGCUCCGCCGGUCCCGUCGAAGACGAAAAGUUCGCUAACCAGUCCGUCCAAACAGUCGAGCGGUACUUCGAGCACUAAGGUGCAGUAUUAUGACUAUAAUACCAAGUUUCGGAAAGAGUACGACCAGCCGGUUUCAUUGGUGCAACGGAAUGAGAAGUCGGAGGGUGAUCUGAAUGCAAUGCAGGAAGCUAGUAGAUUGGAGCGGUUGCAGAGUGAAAUGCUGACCGCGAGAAGGCAACCAGAGACAAUUGAUCGUUCAAAAAUAGCUCUGGAAAAAUUACAAACGAGAAAAGAUUAUGAGAACUUAAAAGCCGAACUGGACAAACUGGUCAAGGCUGAGAGUCAAGCGAAGGGAUUUGAUGUGACUAAAAAGCCUCCGCUGACUGAAGCACAACAUCGAAAACAGAACGAAUCUCGACAGAAACGAAUGAACGACGCUGUGGAAGAUUUACUUAAACAGCGGGUACUGAUCACCUGUCCCAAGGUGCGAGAUCCUCCCAAUAGCGUACCACAACCUUGUAGACCGCCGCAAAUAAAUGUGGCCGCUGGUCGAACAAACGCAGCUACCUUGCCCGGAGAUGAUUCUCUGAACCGCGAAGUCAAUAGUUCCGAUAGCUGUAGUACUAUUUUGCUAGGAUACGAUCCGAGCAGUGUAAGCGCUGGCAAUGUCGUGCCGACGGAAAAAGAUCGUGAUAAGGUGGCAAAGUUGAGAGAACUACUGGAGAACAUCAACGAGCAGAAGAGGCUCCUGAUUGAUGAACUUAAGAAGGAGGAAGAAAUAGAGCGAGAGUUAAGGGUACCUGUGCCGACACUCAAAUCCGCCAAAAGCCAGACUGAUAAUGGUAUUUUGAGUUUGCAAAAGCGACAGAAACUGCUGGAGCAGCAGCAGAUCGAGUUAAAAGAGAAGGAACAAGAAAUUCGAGAGCUUGAAAAGCAAUUGAAGGACAAAUUGAAUCAGCUAGAAAGGGAAAAAUCUAAGCCAAAGAUUCCUCCCAUUCAUGUAGAAACACACGGAUCAGCCAGAGCUGAAGUGCAGACGAUUCAAGAUACUUCAUCUAAUGAUUCAAACGGUAGCUUUCAAUCUGGUUCAGAAAUACCUGUCAAAAUUGUAAUCACGGUAAACGAUAAAUCCCAAAAGAAAAUAAAAAAGACACCGAAAAAAGGAAUUUCUGAGACGCGGAAGCGAAAGAAAGCAAAGGAAACCUUAAAUCAACCAGUGGAAGCACCACAACCACAAACACCCACAAAAUUUGGAACCCCCACAAAAUCACAAGCGUCAACAAAAGCGAUGGUUGUUGAGCCUCCGCCCAAGAGAGUUAUUUCGCCCGCCAAGGCACUCCCGGAACCGGAACAAUCACCCAUAAGUUCAACCACCUCAACUAUAUACAGACAACCACCAGAGAAGAUUGACAAUCGCCUGAGUAAAUUACUAAGACAAAUCGAUCAAAAGCAAAGCACGGAUGAAUCAGUUCCUGUGCCAAAGCCGCAAACGAAAAAAGUUGUUCCUAAGCAUCAGCUAAAAAAGGCAACGCCUCCAGCGCCCACUGGUGGACAGAAGAAUAUGGACCCCUCCCUGAUGCAAUACAUUGUUCGUCUGUUAGGGAUGUCCCGCCAGUCUAUCGAACAGCUUGGUGUUAGUUCUUCCACGACGAUCUCCACGCCUCACGAUUCGGUCGUCAAUGUUAGCGGGAAUCAAUCCAGCAUCGAAGAAGACAUGGCUAAAGAUCAAUCGCGGUUGGACAAACUGCGGCGAUUCAUCGAUGAAAACUACAACUUUUUGAAUGAAAUCGACGAGACGUUGAAAGAGCAGGAACUGAGUGGCACGUUAGACGAGAACAUCAGUCGAGUGGGAGAUAUUUGGAUGAGAACCCUAAGUCGGAAAGAAAAUGAAAUUCGUCAGAAAAAACCGCCGCAAUCGAAGACACCUGAUGCUCCCAGACAACCGCCAGUUCAGCAAUCGCCCGCGACGAAAGAAAGCUCACUGAAAUCGAUCCUUAAAUCGCCAAGAAAAGUUCCAGCUAAAGUAGCCAAAAUUAUCACCCCGCAAGGACACGUUGAGAUCAUUAAUUUGAGCGAUCGGGAUGAACAGGAAGUACUGGAAAAAUAUUCCCAGUUGACUGAAAGUUGCAGCAAACGUAUCAGCGAACUAUCGGACAUGAUCCAAAAGGUGCGCGAGGAGAAGAAAAAGCUGAUUGAAAACAGCCUGUCAUCUAGUGAGCAACAGGAGUCUACCAAAUACCUGGAUAUCCCUAAAACUCUAACGGGUGUAUCAAUUCAACAGCUCAACGCAGCUGCCAAGAGCUCUGCCGAAACAAGCCCCCGGUCGGCCAGGGAAGAUCCGGUCAGCGAGGAAAUAAAUGAUAUCUUUACCGCCUCCAGGCAGAUUGGGCUGAGCAAGGACAGUGGCAUCGCCAUGUCCCGACCUGUGACUUCGUCGGAUUUUCGCGAUAGUCCGGAUGCACGACCACAGAACGCCGGCGUGCCACAGUUUGAAUCGUCGGAAGAUCUUAGCUUGAGGGAUGCGACAGCUGCACCGGCAGCGAAGACGUUUGAGCCGUUGUUGAAAGAUAUUCCAAAGGUCACCGCUCGUAUUCUACAAUCGGACAACGGCGAAACGCAUCAACCAGCUCACACCAGCAGCCACGACCCGAAAGACUUAGCGCUUGCCAAACGCACCAAACCACCGAUGGCCAUCACCCGAUACAGUCCGCAGCUGGAUGAGGCGACCACGGCCCACGAACUAUCCACGAUUCUCGAAGUGGAAACACCGAUGACAUCAAAGAUAAACAUUUCGGUUCCUGCUAGUGAAAAACUGGACCCAGCCGAUCAGCUGCUUGUGGAAGCCCGCGACAAGCUACUGGAACAUGCCCGUGCUCUGGGUUACGAUGGUUUUCCCAACUAUGACGAGUACGUGCGACAAAAGGAACUGGAAGCGACGCGGUUCGAUCUGGAGAAAACCAGCGUGUCCCGCACGACCGAUCCAUUGGAGGUGACCGAUAGAAGCGAGCAGUUACGAUACCAAAAGUAUCCUGGUUCUGUUCCGGAAAUAAAUGUAACCGAGGAAACACUCAAAGAGGAUGACAGUAACAACAAACCAACGGAACAGGUUAGUAAUUCCAGCUCCAGUACCUCUCUGCCGGAUGUAAUAGCCGAAUUAAAACUUCGCAACAUCAUCGACAAGUCAUUUAACAACUCUCUCGAUGAUUCCAACCGAUCCUCACCUGGUUCAGGUUCAAUUGAAAUUAUUCAGCCAGUCCCAUUGCUAGAAAAGUCUCCAACAAAAAGACAACAUAACAGAAAACCCGACGAUUUCCGGAGUUCUACCGCCCAAGAAGCUACGGGUUCGCUGGAACGUGACUUAAACCAACUGGGACUCCGUUGGGCUUCAACGAUGUUGAAGAAAAACCAGGAAGCCCUACAACAAGAUCACUCCAGCAGUUCAUCUCUUUCCCUGGUCGAAGAUAUUCGGCGGGCCUCGGGAACUAACCAAAACAAUCGAGAUUCCCAACCAAUAGCCGGUAAACCGUUGAACCUGAGAGAGUUCAUCGCUCGCGAACUAAUGAUUCGAACACAUUCCGAUUUAAACUCGAUCUCCGGUUCAUCCAGUCCUUGCAGUUUACUGCUGAAAUCGAUGCUGGACAUAAGUAACAUUAACACAUCGACGCCGGAGCUGCUCACACAAACGACGGAUAAGAACGUCCAACGUACCUCGACUCCGGUAGCAUCAAAAUCGUCCUCUAGCUCACCGCGGUUGGCGGAAAGAACCGGAGAACCGAAUCUGAACGUAGCGGUCGGUUUGUUCUCGGGUGAAUCGAGAAUAUCAUCCGUUCACAUGAGUUCUUCCUCCAGCGGGGAGCUGAUCGUUCCGAAUGUAAGGCUCAAUAUAGAUAAGUACGAGAAAAGUAAGAAUGGAAAGCAACCGUAGGUGGAAAAUAAUCUCAGAAGAAAAUCCUAUUGAUAUCAGCAUUUUAUUUUUAGUUAUAUUGUUCUUUUUUUAUGAGAAGCAUGACGUUAAAUAGUGUUGUCGAUAGAAAUUUAGUGCCUUGUGAACAGUUUUAAUGAAAAAUAAACAUUCUUGACGAUCGAUUUGACGUUAUCUAUAAAUUAAAGUGUUGCAUUUACGUUAUGGCAUUCACAAUCAGUGGUGUAAGAACUUUUAAACUAGUUUGAUAGGUAUUAACGAGUAGUUAGUAAGUUGACAAUUAAGAUUACUAACAUUUUUAUUCUGCAUUGUUGGACAUUGUUUAAAAUAUAUGACAUUAAAUAGAAUACGA
This is a messenger RNA of Topomyia yanbarensis, 5567 nucleotides long. RefSeq lists its product as uncharacterized. Bases 191 to 5218 code for a protein of 1675 amino acids. Lineage: Eukaryota; Metazoa; Arthropoda; Insecta; Diptera; Culicidae. The transcript is spliced from 5 exons. The record is from RefSeq and is a predicted model, not a curated record.